This is a messenger RNA of Pocillopora verrucosa, 2916 nucleotides long. Its product is annotated as TBC1 domain family member 17-like. Gene Ontology annotation, molecular function: GTPase activator activity. Lineage: Eukaryota; Metazoa; Cnidaria; Anthozoa; Scleractinia; Pocilloporidae. Gene Ontology annotation, biological process: activation of GTPase activity. The record is from RefSeq and is a predicted model, not a curated record.
UACGUGGGUUAAAGUGUAAACGGAGUCAUCAUAAAUAUAUAUAAAUAUUACGUACUGUGACGUGCUCUUUCUUGCUCUUUCAAUUUAUUAUAAGUAGUCUGGACAUUUUUAACCUUUACCGAUGAUGUAAACUUUCUCAAUCAAGUUUCGAUACAAAUAAUGGCGGCGGCGAAUUCUACUGCGACAUGCGAGGACUCUUCUGUGCAGACGGCCGAUGUCCAAGGAAAGGUGGUGUUUAGCCAAGAUGGCGUGUUCGUGCACACUGCUGUAUUAACUGCUACACAGGGUGCCAACAUUAUUCCCGGAAUUGUCACAAUUAUCGAAAAACAAAACAGCACAUUUGUAGAUUGGUCACCUGCAGUGAAUGAAGAAGAUGAAUUUGAGCUAGAAACAAGUGACUAUUCUGAAUGGGAUCUUGUCACUCAAAGUAAACAGGAAGAUGGAAGUGUCCAGAAGAGAAAGAGGAUAUCCAUGUAUGCCAUUCACUUCAAUGUCUCAGAGUUGCACUCUAUCAGACGUUCUGACCCAAAGUUGGCCUGGUCUUAUGCUGUAUUUAUGUUAAAAAAUGGCACCACUCAACCAGCACUCCAUUUUCACUCUGGGGGUAUAAGUGAAAUGAUCCGUCACCUACAGAGAUAUAUAUGGAUUACAAGAUCUCCACACAAUCACAAGUUAUUUGUUGUGGCAGAGGAUCACAAUGCACUAAAGAAAUCUCUUGAUCAUCUUGAGUUGUUCCCAGAGGAUAAUCUACCCCAUCGAGUACCAUGGCAUAAGUUACUCCACAGUGCAUACUAUGAUGGCAUGUAUGCUUUGUCCAAAGUGACACGUUAUGUGAGAGAUGUUUAUGUAGGCUAUCAGGAAGGAGUGGAAGGCACUCAGGAGGAAGAACAGGAGAAUGGUCUAAAGAAGGAACCUGAGUUUGAAGAUCUUGGGAAUGAUGCCAACCACUCUGAUGAGACAUCUGUGCCAGGAAAGCGAGAUCUUGGUGAGGUUCCAGAGGUGUCACGAGGAGAACCAAUGAGGCUUAAUGAAUGGCAGUCAUUCCUAGAUGAUGUAGGGCGAGUCACUGAUGUCAAGAAGCUUAAAGACAGGAUAUUCCAUGGGGGUAUUGAUGAGUUAAUUCGUAAAACAGUCUGGCAGUAUCUGUUGGGGUACAAGAAGUAUGGUUACACUGCACAGUCACAGCAAACCCUCUUUAGAGGGAAGGAGGAAGAAUAUAAAACUAUGAAGUGGCAGUGGCAGUUCAUGACCAAAACACAAGAAAAUAACUUUUCUGAAUUUAGAGAAAGAAAGCAUCUUGUAGAUAAGGAUGUUUCACGGACAGACAGAACACAUUGCUUCUACUCUGAGGCCAACCAUUCCAAUGUGAAGAAACUCUAUGACAUUCUUCUCACUUACUGCAUGUACAACUUUGAUCUUGGUUACGUACAAGGCAUGAGUGACCUUCUUUCUCCAAUAUUAUUUCUGAUGGAAGAUGAAGUUGAAGCUUUUUGGUGUUUCGUGGGCUUCAUGGAAAAAGUGGCUCAUAAUUUUGAAGAGAACCAAGAAGGAAUGAAAGCACAACUUCAUCAGCUGGCUGUGCUACUCAAAUUCGUUGAUCCUCAUUUCUACAAGUAUCUUGAAGAGCACGAUUCUGGUAAUUUAUACUUCUGCUUCAGGUGGCUUCUUAUUUGUUUUAAGCGCGAGUUCUCCUUUCCAGAUAUUAUGACAUUAUGGGAGACGUUGUGGUCACAGAGAUUGUCGCCAAAUUAUCACCUGAUUGUUUGUUUGGCGAUCUUGGAUAAACACCGUCACAUUAUUAUGGAGAAUAGAUUUGGAUUCACCGAAAUCCUUAAGUACAUAAACGAUCUGGCUUACAAUAUAGACGUCCAAGAAGUGUUAGUAAGAGCUGAGCAAAUCUGUCUCCAGUUGCUUGUAUAUCCUGAUGUACCCGCAGAGGUGAAAGACAUACUCACUGGCAAGAACGAAGCCAUGAUGACUCCAAACGUGGAAAAAACAGACCCCUUCCUCAUGGCACACAGUAGACAUAUGGUACAUUUACUAGAUGGCUGUGGGCUAGGCAAAGCUAGCUCACCUUUACAGACUUCUAAUCUUACUGCUUGUGACACUGACGAAUCUAUUCAUGUGCUUCCUUCAGACAAUGAAAGUACUGAAGGCAGCAAUGAAACAAGAAUGAAUGAUUUGGAUAGGGCUUCCUCCAGAUCAGGCAGGGCUCAGGUUGCAGGUGAAUCAAACGAAGUCCAAAUGAAUGACUCUGAUGAUGAAAUUGUGGUGUUGUCUGAAGAGGCACAGAAUAUAUUUUAAUGGUUGAGGACGAAAGGUUACUUUGAUUUUUAAAAAAAAAUGUAACGAUUUUUAACAAAAUCACAGCAAAGCCUUCCUGGUGAGAAAGACGACUGCCUAUAAUAUGAAGGGACCUUCUGUUAAGGCCUAAAACAAUGAGAAACUUGGCUGUGGUCAGACAUCGCUCUUGACACAGAGUCGUGGAAUUUCUCUCUUCUUUUUAAUUCCUUCCUGAACACCGAAGUGAUUUCUACCACCGAUCCAAGUCUGUUAAUCCCCAGUUAAUGAUGGAUUACCUUUUGAGAAUGAACUACGCACGCAGGAUGAAGAGGAAGUUUUUAGUUACUUCAAGGAAAACGAUGGAGGUUUUAUGUAAAGUAAAAGUGUUGAAACAGUCCUUUAAAAACGCUUUGAGGAAUUGUCCUGUUUGUUAAAAAUAGUGGUCAAAAUUUUUGUUGUCAUAGCCUAUUUUGCCCAAUUCUGAUAUCGCUGAUAUAACUUUCAGUCAUAAUCAUUUGAUAGAAUAGUGUUCAUUUGUUUAAUUUUGUUGGAAGUGGGUCGUAGAGUUACAGAAAGCAUUGAAUUUGAGUUAUUGAGCUCUUGUUUGGGUAGAAUGAUGUGCUCGAGGCUUUU